AUGACAGGACUAGUGUCCCAAGCAGGCUCCAUGCCACCUGUGAUCUCGAACAUUCCAAUAUCUUUCUCAGGACACCUUUGGACGCGACACCUCGCCAGCACAGCUGGGUACACUCUUAUUGUGUACGACUACUUCCUGACUUUGAGUCAAGAGAUCGAGUACAUCUGGGGGGCAAAGUGGACGCCCGCCAAAGUGUUGUAUCUCAUCAACAGAUAUGUCCUCAUCGGCACACAGACCUUCAUCUUGAUGGAACAUACGGGUAUGUUUUACCGAAGCCAUCGUACACAGGUGGACUUUUUACAGUUCUGCUGGGAAUAUACGCUUGUCGGAAUUUUAUCCAAUUAUUUCACCAUGGAGACAGUGCACCUGUCUGUUCUCUUACGAGCUUGGACAGUGUGGGGAUUCCAUCGGGGCUCAUUUCUCCUGCUUAGAUAUGAGCGGAUAUGCCCGUACCCGACGCGCCUCAGGAGGCACCUCAAAAUCUCAGCUAUUCUUUUCCAUAUCGUAUGCACAUUCGGCAACGUGUUCUAUAUGUUUACUUGGUGA
Coniophora puteana RWD-64-598 SS2 is the source of this 546-nucleotide messenger RNA. RefSeq lists its product as uncharacterized. The record is from RefSeq and is a predicted model, not a curated record. Bases 1 to 546 code for a protein of 181 amino acids. The transcript is spliced from 9 exons. NCBI's taxonomy places the organism in Eukaryota, Fungi, Basidiomycota, Agaricomycetes, Boletales, Coniophoraceae.